UUGGUGUUCCAACAUUUUUCUUUCACUGCUUUCAGCUCUCUCCCUGUCUCUUGGAGGAGCCAGCGAUGACGAAGGGCAUGUAUGAAGUUGCUGUCUCCCUCAUUCAGAUGUUUGAUGACUUGGAGUUGAAAGAGAAUGGGAACAAGACCUCAAAGGUCCAGUUCGUGUCAGAGAGGAGCAGUGUGUUGGUGUUUCUGCCAGGUCUAGGUGAAAUCAACUACAUGCAUGGACUUCUCACAAACAUGGUUCACAAAAGGUUACAGGUGUAUCCACUCCAUUCCAGUGUGACUUUAGAAGAACAAAAUAAUGUAUUUUUAAGUCCAGUCCCUGGGUACAGAAAGAUCAUUCUGUCCACCAACAUUGCAGAGAGCUCUGUCACUGUUCCAGAUGUGAAGUAUGUUAUAGAUUUUUGUCUGACUAGAACCCUGGUUUGUGAUGAAGACACCAAUUAUCAGAGUCUGCGACUGAGUUGGGCCUCUAAGACCAGCUGUAACCAGAGGAAAGGCCGUGCUGGACGAGUGUCCAAAGGCUACUGUUACCGACUGGUGCCUCGGGACUUCUGGGAGAAGUGCAUCCCUGAUUAUGUCGUGCCAGAGAUGUUGCGCUGUCCGUUAGGAAGCACAGUCCUGAAAGUGAAGUUACUUGACAUGGGGGAGCCGAGAGCCCUGCUGGCAACUGCGCUUUCCCCGCCUGGUCUGAGCGACAUCGAGCGCACCGUCCUUCUGCUGAAGGAGGUGGGAGCACUUGCGGUUGGUGGGCAACGAGAAGAUGAAAACCCCCAUGACGGCGAGUUGACCUUCUUGGGAAGAGUGCUAGCCCAGCUCCCUGUCAGUCAGCAUCUGGGCAAGCUCGUAGUGCUGGGACACGUGUUUGGAUGCCUGGAUGAGUGUCUCAUCAUCGCUGCAGCUCUUUCAUUGAAGAAUUUUUUCGUGAUGCCUUUUCGGCAGCAUCUUGAUGGAUACAGGAACAAACUGAACUUCUCUGGCAGCAGUAACAGUGACUGCCUUGCACUUGUGGAGGCAUUUAAAAUGUGGCAGGCCUGUCGACAGCGGGGAGAGCUGCGGCGUCCAAAGGAUGAACUUGACUGGGGACGGUUGCAUUACAUUCAAAUCAAGAGAAUUAGAGAGGUGGCUGAAUUAUAUGAAGAGUUGAAGAGUAGAGUCUCACAGUUCAACAUGUGUGUGGACCCACGGCGGCCCAUCUUAGACCCUGAGUACCCCUAUAAGCAGCGCUUCAUCCUGCAGGUCGUAUUGGCAGGUGCUUUUUACCCAAAUUACUUUACCUUUGGACAGCCUGACGAGGAGAUGGUGGUGAAGGAGCUGGCUGGCAAAGACCCUAAGACAACCAUCGUGUUGAAGCACAUUCCUCCCUAUGGAUUCCUGUACUAUAAGCAGCUGCAGUCUCUCUUUAGACAGUGUGGGCAAGUCAAGUCCAUCAUAUUCGAUGGUGCAAAGGCCUUUGUGGAGUUUUCCCGGAAUCCGACAGAGAGAUGUAAGACCCUGCCUGCAGUGUACAUGGCGGUGAAGAUGGCCCAGCUGAAAGUGUCCCUGGAGCUCAGCGUCCAUGCUGCCGAGGACAUAGAGGGCAGGGUGCAAGGAGGGGUGGUGUCAAAGCUCCGGAACACGAGGGUGAAUGUAGACUUCCAGAAGCAGACAGUAGAUCCUAUGCAGGUCUCAUUCAACACCCUGGACAGCUCCCAGCCAGUUGCAGAUCUCCUCCUAACCGUUGACGUUACAGAGGUGGUAGAGGUGGGACACUUCUGGGGCUACAGGACUGACAAAAGGAACGCAGAGCUGCUUCAGAAGCUGGCUGCUGAGAUUAACAGGCUGGAGUUGGUACCCCUGCCAGCCCACCCCCACCCCGACAUGGUCUGCCUGGCGCCUUUCUCGGAGUUUGAUAAGAAAAGCUACUUCAGAGCUCAGAUCCUUUAUGUUUCUGGAAAUUCUGCUGAGGUAUUCUUUGUAGACUACGGUAACAGGGCUCACGUAGACCUCGAUCUUUUGAUGGAGCUGCCCUGUCAGUUUCUUGAGCUUCCAUUCCAGGCGUUGGAGUUUAGGAUUUGCAAAAUGCGGCCCUCGGCCAGGUCUCUUGUGUGUGGCGAGCACUGGAGCCGCAGGGCCAGCAGGCGGUUCGCCUCCCUGGUGCGCAGAUGUGCCCUCCUGGUGAAGGUCUUCUCAGUAGUACACGGUGUCCUGCACGUGGACGUGUUCUGCUACUGCGGGGCGCUGGACACUGUCAACAUCAGAGACAUCCUCAUCAGCGAGGGCCACGCAGAACUGGCGGAGGAGUCCUACGAGUCCCAACAAAGCCACGAGGCUCUCAAGGGCCUCUUUUCCACGUCAGUGGAGAGCAUGGCGGCUGCGUCGGCGCCCUCUGCUGGGAAGGAUGACGAGAAGCGCCUGAUCCAGAUGCUGCUGCAGAGCUGCGCUUCCAGCAGGCUGGGGACCCCGAGCUGCAAGGCCGUGCUCCAUGGGCCUUUCAGCCCCUGUGAACUGAGGUGCCACAGUUUGACCAGGAUAUCCAAAUUCAGGUGCGUCUGGAUUGACAAGGAAAGCAUCAACUCUGUCAUCAUCAGCGAUGCCCCUGCAGACCUGCACCAGAGGAUGCUGGUCGCAGCCUCACUGUCUGUCAACACCACUGGGUCUACCAUGCUGCUGAGAGAGACCUCCCUGAUGCCGCCCAUUCCGGGCCUCCCUGCACUCCUCAGCAUGCUGUUCACACCAGUGAUGGAGCUGAGGCUUGAUGAGGAGGGAAAACGCUACACUGGUGUCCUCUGCGGCUUGGGCUGGAACCCGGCGACGGCAGCUCCCAUCCUCCCAGAGCAUGACAUGGAGCUGGCUUUCGACGUGCAGUUCAGCGUUGAGGACAUCACUGAGAUUAAUAUUCUCAGGGCUGCUAUCAACAAGCUAGUGUGUGAUGGGCCAAAUGGAUUGAAGUAUCUGGGGCCUGAAAGAAUUGUGCAGCUACAGGACAGUGCUCGUCAGAAACUUCUGAGUUUGUUCUGUCAGCUGACACCUAGAGAGAAGACGAUUCCUAAGUGGCAUGAAAGGCCCUAUGAGUGGAACCAGGUCCAUCCCAGGCUGGUCAUGGAGCAGGCUGACUGCAGAGGCUGCCAAGCGAAGAACACGUUUCUCUACCGGCUUCACAAGCUGGUCGUGCUCAGUCCCUGACCGCUGCCUCCCGUAGAAUUGCCCAGGAGCUGUGGGGCCCACGGGGUGCCCUGCAGCCCACCUGGGCCCACUGCACCUCCAGGAGUUCUGUGCAGCUAGGGGAGCACCGCAUUCCGUGUGCGGGGAGCACGCGCCCUGAAAGCACUGUGGAGUCAUUCAGUGCCUUCCGCUGCUGGGAGCUGGCAGGUGCCUUGGACCCCAGCUGUUGGGGACUGGCCGU
Octodon degus (degu) is the source of this 3390-nucleotide messenger RNA. RefSeq names its product tudor domain containing 9 (gene Tdrd9). The record is from RefSeq and is a predicted model, not a curated record. Gene Ontology annotation, cellular component: intracellular anatomical structure. Bases 66 to 3170 code for a protein of 1034 amino acids. Gene Ontology annotation, molecular function: RNA binding. The transcript has 29 exons. Lineage: Eukaryota; Metazoa; Chordata; Mammalia; Rodentia; Octodontidae.